CCAGCGCCGAGCAAAGAUGAGUCGCCGAUCCUAACCCCUACUGAGGAAAAGUCACGACUACAUCUUCUUAACUCAACACGUUCGAAACAUGGUCGCAGCGCUCAUAUCGCGCUUCAAUGCGUUCUACGCACACAGCUACGAAGUAUAUCCAAUGCGCACGCUCGUCCUGGCGAAUGGGACACUGCAGACCACGGGAGACCUCAUUGCCCAAGGUGUGAACGCCGGUAUUUCUUACAAGCAGCAUGGGCGGUGUGACCCAUGGGAUCCUGCACGGACUGCGCGGUUCGCGGUGUUUGGAUUCGCGAUGGGGCCGUUUUUAGGCAAAUGGCUCAUGGCGCUCGACCGCAUCUUUCCUUUCCCCAAGGCUGGCAGUCCUGUGCCGGCGGUGGCGAAGCGGGUGCUUGCGGACCAAGUGUUGUUCGCGCCCGUCGGCCUUGCAACAUUUCUCUCCGUCAUCGGCGUGCUCGAAGGCAAAAGCGUGCCUGAGAUUAAGACGAAGUUUGACGACGUGUACAUGAUGGCGCUGAAGACCAACUGGACCGUGUGGCCCGCGUUCCAGGCCGUCAACUUUGGCAUCAUCCCGCUGCCCUACCGUCUUCCAGCUCAGCAAUGUGCAGGCAUUUUGUGGACAGUAUUCCUUAGUAUGGCGAACGCCCGGCAAGAUCGUAAGGCAGAAGUUGCGGAGAUGAUCCACGAGAAGGACGAGAGGGUGUAGUGCCAUGUUCUGACACUGGCCUGGCACUACCAGGCGUGGUAGACACUAGGCGGGUGGACCUGCAGCUUUGAUGCGGCCUAUCAAUCCCAAUCAAUGUGUCUCUUGAUAUCUUACAUCAUGAUUUGAUUACGCUAGACUCGACAAUCUGUAGCCUUUGUUUACGUCCAGUGCCCGCAAGCGCAACCAUGUCAGUUAUUUCCGCUAGAUGGAGCAUGUGAGAGCGGCGCUCACACGCGGCCUCAUAAGUUACGGCAAAACUUCGGGCCGACAGCGGAAUGCACCGAUGUGGGGAGGUGGAGAUGAACAGUUCAACAAGG
This is a messenger RNA of Cutaneotrichosporon oleaginosum, 1032 nucleotides long. The record is from RefSeq and is a predicted model, not a curated record. NCBI's taxonomy places the organism in Eukaryota, Fungi, Basidiomycota, Tremellomycetes, Trichosporonales, Trichosporonaceae.